This is a messenger RNA of Eublepharis macularius, 744 nucleotides long. RefSeq names its product protein sel-1 homolog 3-like. NCBI's taxonomy places the organism in Eukaryota, Metazoa, Chordata, Lepidosauria, Squamata, Eublepharidae. The transcript is spliced from 5 exons. Bases 1 to 744 code for a protein of 247 amino acids. The record is from RefSeq and is a predicted model, not a curated record. Gene Ontology annotation, molecular function: protein binding.
AUGUGUCAGCAUCAGACCUGGUGCAGUGCCGUAGCCGUUUGCACCCUUGUCGUUAAUGCCCCCACUUUUCCCUCUCAGGCCCUGAAAUUUGGCCUUCUCUCCGCCCAGGCGGACGAUCGUCUUUCCGGAAUGCAGCUGGGCCACAAACACCACCUGGGGGUGGAUGGACUUCCUGUGGACCACGGCCUCUCUUACGCCUACUACGCCAAUGUUGCAGCUCAGACCUUAGCUGACCGGGAGCUGUCCAGGGAGGGGCAGGCCUUUGUGGAGCACAUCCGGCUGAUUGACGAGGAUGCCCUCAAGCUGCAGACCAAAGAGAACGAUGACCUCUUUGUGUGGCUGAGGUUCCAGGCUCGGAGAGGCAUGGCCGAGGCUCAGCAAGCGGUGAGCAGGAUGUUGUUCUGGGGGCAGCAAGGAAUCUCCAGCAAGCUGAAGGAAGCGGUGAAGUUCUACGAGAAAGGAGCCGCUUGGCUCAAAGACCCCACCCUCAUGUACGACUAUGGAGUGGUGCUUCUGAAGGGUUUCCUCCCAGCUCUCACAGCCUUGGGAUGGUAUUAUCAGGUCUUUGAGAAUGACUACAGGAGGGCCGUGGAGUUCUGGGAGAAGGCCGACGAGAUGGGGGACCCCGUGGCCCCCUCCAACCUCGGGGCCUUCUAUGCCUACGGCCAGUACCCGGGGAAAGACAGAGAUGAGAUCGUCCAUCCCUGCUUCAACUACCUUAACCCUUUGCUGUGUGGCUUGUAG